This is a messenger RNA of Rosa chinensis, 2846 nucleotides long. RefSeq names its product disease resistance protein RUN1. The transcript is spliced from 4 exons. Gene Ontology annotation, molecular function: ADP binding. Lineage: Eukaryota; Viridiplantae; Streptophyta; Magnoliopsida; Rosales; Rosaceae. The record is from RefSeq and is a predicted model, not a curated record. Gene Ontology annotation, biological process: signal transduction; defense response. The coding region runs from base 33 to 2498 and encodes 821 amino acids.
CCUGCCUCUGCAUUCCGUUGUCCUCAGUAGAAAUGAAGUCAACGGAGCCAUCAUCGUCAUCAUUCCAGCCGGGGCAUUCAUCGUCAUCAUCACCACUGGAGCCACCGUCCUCCCUGUACUGGGACACAUAUUGGAUAACCUACGACGUGUUCUUGAGCUUCAGAGGUGAAGACACACGCAGGACCUUCACGGACCACCUCUACGCUGCACUAAUUCGUGCGGGAGUCAGCACGUUUUGGGAUGCCGAGGGACUAAGAAGAGGGAAAAAAAUAUCAAAGGAAUUGGGGCGGAUAAUCCAGGAGUGUAGGAUCUCUCUAAUUGUCUUCUCAGAGAAGUACGCGGAUUCAAGUUGGUGUCUUGAGGAGCUGGUGCACAUCAUGGAGUGUAGAAAAACACGGGGGCAGUUGGUCUUCCCAAUAUUCUAUCAUGUUGAUCCUUCUCAUGUCCGAAACCAGGCCGGUAGUUUUGGUAAGGCAUUUGAGAAACAUGAGUUGAGAACUCCAAUUAUAGAAGCAGCAAUUAUGGGACAAAGGGUUACUUUAGAAUUAUCUAGUGAUGUACAAAAGAAAUAUGAAGCUAUAGCUAGACGUCAUCAUGGAGAAAAGAUAGCCAAGUGGAGAGCUGCUCUUAAAGGAGCUGCAAAUUUGGCCGGCUUCGAUAUCGCUGAUAGGCCUGAAGCAGAGUUUAUCAGUAGCAUUGUUGACGAGAUAUGCAGACAGCUGACCACCCCAUACUUGAAUUUAGCUGUCUACCCAGUUGGAAUUGAUUCUCGUGUUGAAGAUAUUAGUAAAUGCUUAGGUGUUGGAUUAGAUAAUGAUGUUCGCAUGGUUGGAAUUUGGGGUAUGGGUGGAAUUGGGAAAACAACAGUUGCCAAAGCCAUCUAUAACAAAUUUUAUCAUAAUUUUGACAGUAAAAGUUUCCUAGCAGAUGUUAGGGAAACUGCAAAGGACUCAAAUGGUAAGAUUGCUCUGCAAGAAAGACUUCUUUCUGAUGUCUUAAAACCAACCAAGAUAGUGGUAGGUGAUGUUUCUAGAGGGAUCAAUGUGAUAAGAGAACGACUUGGAAGGAAAAAGGUACUUUUCAUUGUUGAUGAUGUAGAUCAUGAGGACCAAUUGAAUGCAUUGGCUAUAAGGCGUGAUUCCUUUGGUCCGGGAAGUAGAAUUAUUAUAACAACAAGAGAUCGACAUUUGCUAGAACUACUGAAAGUGGACACAAUACAUCUGACCCAAGAAAUGAAUGAAGAAGAAGCUAUUGAACUCUUCAGUUGGCAUGCCUUUCAAAAUCAUUCUCCUAAUGAAGAUUAUAUCGAACUCUCAAGAAGAGUGGUUACUUACUGUGGAGGUUUACCACUUGCUCUUGAAAUUUUAGGGUCUUUCCUCUUUGGAAGGAGCAUAGAAGAUUGGAUUAGCACACUGAAGAAAUUGAAAAAAAUUCCUGAUGUCAGAAUUCAGUCAAGGCUCAGAAUAAGCUUUGAUGCAAUUGAUGAGAGCCAGAGGAACAUAUUCCUCCAUAUAUGUUGUUACUUCAUCGGAAUGGACAAGAACUAUGUCAUAAAAAUACUGAAGGGAUGUGGUUUUUCUCCAGAAAUAGAAAUCAGUGUCCUGCUCCAACGUUGCCUUGUAACUGUUAGUGAGAAAAACAAGCUCAUGAUGCAUGAUUUGCUUCGAGACAUGGGCAGAGAAGUUGUUCGUGAAGAAUCCCCAAACCGCCCUGAAAGACGUAGUAGAUUGUGGCGUAAGGAAGAUGUAAUAGAUGUGUUGACAGAUGAAUCUGGAACUGAAGAGACUGAAGGACUUGCUAUAAAUUUGCAAAGAUCUGACAACAUGACUUUCAGUACAGAAUCAUUUAGAAACAUGAAGAGACUGAAAUUGCUCCAACUCAACCAUGUACAACUCACUGGAGACUGCGACAAGUUUCCCAAAAAGUUAAGGUGGCUCUGCUUGCGAGGAUUCUCUCUACAGUUCAUUCGAAAUGAGCUUCUUAAUGAGACAUACCUGGUUUCUAUCGACCUGCGGUACAGCAAUCUUGUACGAGUUUGGGAGUAUUCCUGGCGGCUUGGGAAAUUGGAGAUACUUAAUCUCAGUCAUUCACAUUACCUAAAACAAUCACCAGACUUUUCACACCUCCCAAAGCUACAGUAUUUGAUCCUUAAAGACUGUGUGAGUUUGCCAGAGAUUCACUGGUCGGUUGGACUUCUUCGGAGACUUGCCUUGCUAAAUCUUAAAGGCUGCACAAUGCUCAAGGACCUUCCGGAGGACUUUUAUAAGUUGAUUCAUGUUGAGACUCUUGUUCUUUCUGGCUGUUCGAGAUUUGAGAAUUUGAGCAAGAAUAUAGGAAAUAUGAUCUCUUUGAAAACUCUUAUUAUAAGUGGCACAGCCAUAAGUGAAGUACCAUCCUCUGUAGAUAACAUGAGGAGACUGGACUUUUCAUCUCGACAAGGCCUGAGUGGCCUAAAACGAUGUUUCCAGGAUGAGACAUCAGGACCAAUCCGAGGAUGAAUUUUAAAAGGAGAUUAAGCAGACAAAGACAGCUGAAAGUGAAGUGGUGGUGUAUCUCAGAUUGUUAGCUUAAUAUCUUUUCUCUGACUCUUGGUGUUAUGUUGCUGUUGCUGUCAGAGGAGUAGCCAGUACCUUUAUUUUUCCUCAUAUCAGACUCGUGAUUUUUCUGACCAACCGGAUAUUCUAUCUAACGCUCAUCAGUUGUUUUAACGCCAUUCUUGGAAAAGUGGCAAAGAUGGUUUUGUAAGAAUAAAAAAAAUUGAACUGUACGUGAUGUCAAUAUAAUCAUGUAUAGAGUUUGUAAAUUCGUUCAACAUUCAGGAGCUUGAAUUGUCAGGGAAUGUUUAU